CCCCCCCACACACAACCCAAUCCCAAAGGACCCGCGCAAUCCCGCCUCAGACAGGGAGAAAACCGGAUGGAAUGAGGUCGCACGACGCUCGUUCCUCUCGUAACCGCGUCGCCCUUGUCCCUCGCCCGGCGUGUCCUCUGUCCCGCCGCGGUUAAUCCGGGAUGUUGCUCUCCUCCUGCUCCUCCACAUCCUCCACCACCGCGUCGUCUGCUCGGGCCAUCCUCUCCGCCAUCUUGCUCGCCUCGCUCGUCGCAGCGCAGAGCCUGAACGCGUCAGACACCUUCCAGUCGUCCUAUCCGACCGGCAACGAUCAGAUCCAACUAAGCCCUCCCAUCGGGUACGGGCCGCCCAGUGCUCAGAACAACACGCCGCGCAUCAACCUGGUCAAUCUGACUGUGAAUGCGGUCACUAAGCUCAGCGCGGAACAAGGCGAGAACGUCGCCAUCCACGAGAACAUUGUUUUCUUCCCUCCAAACUCCUCCUUCUCCAUUGCUCAGUUCUCAAACAGCAAUAUCGCCAUCAUCUGCUGCGACGAGGCUCCUGGCUUUCUGCAACCGAUUCAGGCCGUGCAAGAUGCUGUAUCACAGUCCAGCCCGGCCAUAGUUCUGUACAGUACAAGGCACGACUUUUGCAACUUGGAGACGGGCGGCACUAUACCUUCGAGCUACGCCAUCUACUCCACAAACGAUCCCAGCGCGUGGGUGACGAUCGAGGCAGCGAGGGCGGAGUUCGCUUACAACGGACAAUAUCCGACGCAGUGGUUGAUCGCACGUAAGACCGUGCUGGACAACAUCACCAUGUCGAGCAACAACGGUAACAGCGGAGGCUACGGCUUCGGCAGCGCAAAUGGCUCGCCGUCCACGGCGGUGGCCAUGAUUAUCUUGUACAGCAUCACAGGCGUCAUCACGGCACUGUUCCUCAUCAUCAUCAUUACCGGUGCCGUUCGGGCACACAGACAUCCAGAACGCUACGGCCCACGCAACGUUCUGGGAAGGCCUCGGCAGAGCAGAGCCAAGGGUCUCGCGAGGGCAAUGCUCGACACGAUACCGAUCGUCAAGUUCGGUGAGAGGGACGGAGAGCGACCAAAGCCCACAGACGUGGAAAUGACGAGCGCGGAGCCGAGGCCAUCCUCCGAGCAUCACGAUGCAAACGAUGCGACAAAGGACCAGAAGGCGACGACUCUUGAUUCGUCUCAGCCGGUUGCCGCGACCGAAGCUGGUGACUCCUCAACCGCUCGUGACCCUGCCGCGGCUGCGACCACGCCCAGCACCGCCGAAGAGUCCGUUUCCGAGCCGGCCAACGACGAAGACGCGCCGACUUGCUCAAUCUGUACCGAUGAAUUCGAGCGUGGUCAAGAUGUCCGCGUGCUACCGUGCGAGCAUCAGUUCCAUCCGGCUUGCAUAGAUCCAUGGCUUCUGAACGUCUCUGGCACGUGUCCUUUGUGCCGAAUCGACCUCCGCCCAGCGAACGAGCAAGAAGGCGAGUUUGGGCGACCGUCCGUGGAAGGCCCACUUCCACCACCUCUCGAAGCCGACGGCCCGGACUCUUCGGGCCUGCACCCGGGGAGCAAUCGAGCAUCCCGACGCCUGUCCGGCUUCAUCACCGACAUCCUGAACCCGAGCAGGAUGCAGUCCGCGUCGCGCGAGGAGCGCAUCGCGGCUCUUCGCCGCCUUCGAGAGCAGAGGGCGCAGAGCGGAGCCGAAGAGGUCGAGACGAGGAGGAGAAGAAGGCUCACGGCCAGGCUGGGCGAGACGUUUGGAGUGAGAACGAGAGCGAGGGGCACAAGCCCUCCCGCCUCUGCAACGACAGGAGCCUCCUCUUCGCUGGCAGUGCCUGAGCCGCAGUCUGCACCGGCACGAAGCAUCGCAGAGGAGAGCAUACCCGAGGAGGGCCCUACGACGAACAUGAGCGGCGCUCAGCAGCGACAGCAGUGAGACGUCGAAAGCGACCUGCUGCCGAUACGAAUUGUCACGAAGAAAGCCAUUAAAAAAAAUGACGAGACGACGGUUGAAAGAGCAAACAAUUUCUUUCCUUUCCUUUUUUUUUUUCUUCCUACCAUCCUUUUUUUUUUCUGGUUUUUUUCCUGUGGGAAACUGGCAAAACAUCCUGGGAGGUCGGAUUGCGUAUCCCAAGCAUACGGUCGGAGAAUUCUUCAUCUUCAACUGAAACCAAGCGCAUCAAGUGUCACGCGACUCUUGUGUGUUAGUGUGUGUGUGUGUGUGUGUGUGUGUGUGUGUGUGCGUGU
Verruconis gallopava is the source of this 2245-nucleotide messenger RNA. RefSeq lists its product as uncharacterized. The transcript has 3 exons. The record is from RefSeq and is a predicted model, not a curated record. Bases 162 to 1934 code for a protein of 590 amino acids. NCBI's taxonomy places the organism in Eukaryota, Fungi, Ascomycota, Dothideomycetes, Venturiales, Sympoventuriaceae.